UUUCUUCAACUGUCCUUCGUACUCUGUUCCACUAGCUUUCUUUUUGAUUGUUCAUAGAAUUUAGAAACUGUUUGUACUCUCCUUUUUUUUUUCCUGAUCUGAACAAGACUGACAGUUAUUUAUGUAUAAUAAUAACUAGAUAAAGGGUGUUCGGGAAUUUUUUCUUUCAGCAUAUAGUGCGGCCAUGAACUGAAAAAUUUGAAUCUUUCUUGGUUGUUUUGUGAUGGAAAAGGGGUUUUCCAGGUGGGAUAAAAGAUUAUGAUAAUUGGAGGUGUAAAGUAAAGAUGAUAUGAUCUUGUGUUGAUUUAAAGUUAGUUAAUUCUAGGUGUAUGAUUUCUUCAAGACUUGAUCUGAUAUGUUUAUCAGAAACUCACAAGGGAUAAAGAAAUAGGACAAAUCAAUAGUUAGUUAUGCGUUGACUGGAUAAUUAAGCUGUGUGGAAUUCAUAUGUCUUAUGGUUUAUCUUGACCUUUAUCUUAUUUCCUUAGCUGACUAGAAUCGAUUUCUGUGCAUAUGAUUUUUCUGUCUGUCUGAUUUCAUGAUCUUGAUAGAGGCUUGACAAAAGGAAUGUUCCACAAUGAAAAAGUGACAUUUGAAUCUUCUCCAGAUGUACUUCAAUUUGUAAAAAGGAACAUUUUGGUCCUGUUGCCAUAAAUAUAAGUAAUACAGGAGAACUCUUUCUCCUUAUCUGGAAGUAUGGUAAAGUGAACUUUUUUCUAGCUACACUUACCUUGGUAUCUGGAUGAUGAAGACAAAUGAUGCAUUAGUGCUUUCGCCAUGAGAUUCUUAUCGAGCAAUUUUAGGAAGUAAAUAUCUGAUUUCUUGUAGAGUUUGUCGAAAAGCUGUAUGCAGAGUGAAAAUAAAUCAUUCGGAUAUCUCUGCUCCAAAAGAGUAGUUGCUGCGGUUGCAAAAAAUUUCAGUUGAUAAGUGAAGAUGUGUUUUAUUGCUGCUACAAUUAUAUCCUUCUGCUGCUUAUUCAGGAUUAAAAGAAAUGGAUGAUAAGGUAUCAAGCUGGUAAAGUGGGGUCAAUAUGAGGGUGAACUGCAACUGUUAAAUUAAAAGACAGCUCGAACAUUCUCUCUGUUCCUGAUGUCUUCUGCUGAAUUAAGGUCUCGCCACAGUUCUAGAAAUGCAAAAAGAGAGUCACGGGAUCCUUCAGGCUGCAAGGAAUUUAAACUUCAUGAAUUUGAGAAAGAUAAUUCACAUGAACUUUUAAGCAUGGUAGAGCCUGAGCUCAAAGUCUAUAGCUCAGAGAGUGUUGAUAUUCUGAAAUUAUGCGGGGAAAACCAAUUGAUCGAGGAGUUCUAUCCUCAAACAUAUUGCGAUGAUGUUGCAAAGCUAGACCACCAGCUCAAAGGCUACAAUCCCUCUGCAUAUAGUUACAAAGAUACGCCAUCACUCAUGCUCGAAAAUGUAGUGGGUGACGGUUCACAGAAAACACCAGUAAAAACGGAUGCCGGAGGAUUUAUGGACUUUGAAUAUUACAGCCGCCUUGAUCCUGGAGACACCAAAAAAGCUUGUUCUAAACUGGACUCUGAAUGGAUUGGAGUAGAGAAGGCGGAACCAUGGUGGCGCACAGCUGAUAUGGAGUUAGCUGCCUCAAGUUCUCCCAGGUCAUCUGGACGUAUUGCGAAUUCGGAUCUUUCAUGGCGUCAGUGUUUGGGAAGUGAGUCAUAUAAUUGUUCUCAGUGGUCUAACCAGGUAAGUAUGACAGAGAUGGAAUCUCUGCCUACUCCUGAUUGUUAUCCAGGACAACAUCCUUCACACAGCCAACAGAGGAUACUGUGUGUUCGCAAAGGGUGCUCGACACGUGGGUUAGGACAACUAGUAAGUGGUGACGACAAUUUAAGUACUGCCAACAUCCUCUCAGCAGAAACCCAACCAGGAUCAAGCGAUCUCAGCAAAGGACAGCUGUUAGAAGCACUGUGUCAUUCUCAAACCCGUGCAAGAGAGGCCGAACAACUGGCACAGCAAGCCUACAACGAGAAGGAACAUGUGAUCAAGCUAUUCUUCAGACAGGCUUCUCACCUCUUUGCUUACCGGCAGUGGCUUCAAAUUUUGCAGCUUGAAGCUCUUGUUCUCCAGCUCAGGAAUAAAGAUGAGCAAAAUUCCGUCAACUAUUCACCUUUCUUUCCCGUUAUCCUAAACAAAGGCAGGAAACUGAAGAAGUGUGGAUAUAAUAAGCCUAUUAAGAGGAAGCCAGGAAAGGGAAAAGGCAAGAUAAACAAAUCUGCUAUAGCUUUUGCCUUGGGUUUGAGUCUUGCUGGUGCUGGUUUGCUACUUGGUUGGACCAUGGGAUUGCUAUUUCCUGCUUUCUAAACUAUCUCUGGUUUACUAUAUGACAUUCAUCACAUCUUCUCUCUAUUCACACGUGUUGCUAAAUUUAGCAUAUGUAUGUUCCAAUGUGUUUUCCAAUCAGAUUAUUCUAGUAGGUAGGAUUGCCCAUUCUGUAAAUAUAUGACUACUACGCCUUAAUCCCAAAGGCAUUCUCUGUAAAUAUAGUUGGGCUACACUAUAGUAUAUAUGUUGUGUGUGUUUUCAUA
Messenger RNA from Lycium barbarum (goji berry), 2543 nucleotides. RefSeq lists its product as uncharacterized. The record is from RefSeq and is a predicted model, not a curated record. NCBI's taxonomy places the organism in Eukaryota, Viridiplantae, Streptophyta, Magnoliopsida, Solanales, Solanaceae. The coding region runs from base 1090 to 2319 and encodes 409 amino acids. The transcript is spliced from 3 exons.